AACACCUACUGGAGGUGAAGAUUAAUGAUGUUUUUAAAUUGCUAUAUAACUUUCAGCAAUUUCUUAUUUCUUUAACAUUUGUCUUGUCGGGAGUCCUGGUAACUAUUAAACAUAUACAGAAUUUCUGGAUAAACGAAAUUAAUAGAGAUGAUUAUUUUCCUUUUGGUGGUGUCGCUUGCGUCACUAGCAGUCGGUACGAAGGAGGUGCCGACCUGCUACCUCAAUCAGGGCAACUGCAACCUUUGGUGUGGUGGAAAAGCACAAAGCAGUGACGGAACUGGUUAUUACUGUAACGAAUAUUGCCAAGCGAUUGAAUACAAGGAUGGUGGCCGGUGUAUACUGGUUAGUAAUACAUCGAGUUGUCCCAACAGCGUGAAACAAUACUUUGCUUUUCAAUGUGUUUGUGAAAACAAUGACGCACCGAUACCGGACGAAAAAACUUGCUUCCGUACUGAAAGUGAUUGCAGCUUAAAUUGGUGUGGUGGGCACAAACAAAGUCCGGAUGGCACUGGUUAUUAUUGUGACCAAUAUUGCCAAGCGGUGGAGUUGAAAGACCACGGCGAGUGUAGGAAACUUGACAACAAGAACGAGUGUCCCAACACUUUAAGUGGUUGGUCUGCCUACCAGUGUACGUGCUAUGAUGACCCCCCAGCACCGAAUCCAGUUACAUUUGACGACAAAACAUGCUACCCAUCUAGUGCUGAAUGUGCUAAAUGGUGUGGAGGUUACGAUGUUAGCAGCAACGGUUUAGGCUACUAUUGUAAUGAAUACUGUAUAGCCGUCGAGAAGAGAGACGGCGGUAGUUGUGACUAUUAUAAUACAACGGCGACCUGUCCAAAUAAAGUUCGUUCCCUCGAUGCCUACCAAUGUACAUGUCACGACGACAAUACUCCUGCGCCUACCCCUCUACCGGAAGAUGAACUUACUUGCUAUGAAACGGAAGCUGGUUGUGAUGACUGGUGUGGGGGUUAUACCGUCAGCCCUAACGGCCUUGGUUAUUAUUGUAAUGAAUUCUGCAAAGUUGUUAAAAAUAAAGACAGUGGUAGAUGUACCUAUUAUGCCACGACUGCGAACUGCCCAAACCCGGUCAGUUCAGCCGACGCUUACCAAUGUACCUGUUUUGAGGCCAGUACAACGCCAACCAUUACCGAGACCACCACAGAAGAAAUAACAACCACGGAGGCUGAGGCACCGCCGACCACAGACGAAAUCACCACUACGGAAGAAACCCCAACCACAUACGAAAUCACCACUACGGAAGAAACCCCAACCACUACGGAAUACAUUACUAUUACGGAAGGAACGCCAACUACUACGGAAGAUACCACAACCAUAACUACUACGGAAGAAAUAACUACUACGGAAGACAUAACUACCACGACGGAAGCGCCAACCACUACAAACCCGCCGGACGAGAAGACAUGUUAUAGCAACUUUGGGGACUGCAAAGCUUGGCGUGGUGGGUAUGCUCAAAGUACCGAUGGCUUAGGCUUUUCCUGUAACGAAUAUUGUAAACGAGUAGAGCACCAGGUCAGUGGUUCGUGUGAAAAGAUUGAAAGCACCCGUUAUUGUCCCAAUGCGAUCAGUUUUCAUGGUUUUUUAUUCCAAUGUAUCUGUUCUGCAGCAUCCACUACAGAAGAAAUAGCAACCACAGAGGCUACUGCACCAUCGACCACAGAAGAAAUCACUACUACGGAAGAAAUCCCAACCACUACGGAAGAAAUACCUACUACGGAAGACAUAAGUACUACGGAAGACAUAACUACCACGACGGAAGCGCCAACCACUACAAACCCGCCGGACGAGAAGACAUGUUAUAGCAAUAUUGGGGACUGCAAAGCUUGGCGUGGUGGGUAUGCUCAAAGUACCGAUGGCUCAGGCUUUUCCUGUAAAGAAUACUGUAAACGAGUAGAGCACCAGGUCAGCGGUUCGUGUGGAAUGAUUACAAACACUGAUUAUUGUCCCAAUGCGAUCAGUUUUCAUGGUGUUUUAUACCAAUGUAUCUGUUCUGCAGCAUCCACUACAGAAGAAAUAACAACCACAGAGGCUACUGCACCAACGACCACAGAAAAAAUUACUACUACAGAAGAAGCACCAACCACUACGGAAGAAAUUACCACUACGGAGGAAACGCCAACUACUACGGAAGAAACAUCGACCACUGCGGACGAAAUAUCUACUACAAGCAGGCCCGACGAGAAAACAUGUUACGUAAACAAGGCUGGAUGUGAUGCUUGGUGUGGAGGAUAUGCUCAAAGUCGGGAUGGUUUGGGCUAUGACUGUAACGAUUAUUGUCGAAGAGUAGAGAACCAAGUCAGUGGUUCGUGUCGAAAGAUUCGGAAUUCCAUAAGUUGUCCCAAUAGACUUACGUCUGAUUUUGUAUAUCAAUGUGUAUGUUCUGGCAGUACAAGAACAACACCCAGAACAACAACAACAACAACACUUAGAACGACUACGCCCGCGAGAGAUGAAAGGACAUGUUACAACACUAGGUCUGGCUGUAACGCUUGGUGUGGAGGAUAUUCCGUGAGUCCAGACGGUUCCGGUUACUACUGUAAUGAGUAUUGUCGGGUAGUCGAGAAAAAAGACGGUGGCUAUUGUCUGUUACAUAGGAGUAGAUAUUGCCCAAAUCCAAUUCGUUCCCGCUACGCCUAUCGAUGUACAUGUUACAGGAUCAUAAGACGAACACCCUUGUCCGUACGAACCACUACUACAACGUCUGCCCCUAGUACUAGGAAUGAUGUAAAAACUUGCUAUUACUUUAAGACCCUUUGUCUUAGUUGGUAUGGUGGACAGGCACAAAGUACCAAUGGUUUGGGUUAUCAUUGUGACGAAUAUUGUCGAAGAGUAGAACACGCAGAUAGAGGGUCGUGUAGAUUACAGAGACGGUCAAGCUGUCCAAACAGAAUAUACACCAGUUAUGCCUACCAAUGCAGCUGUUACAACGUUUCGGCGAGUAGGACCAGAGAAGAAAGAACUUGUUAUCUCUCAAGAAGCAGCUGUAAUUCAUGGUGUGGAGGUUAUUCUGUGAGCCCCGGGCGGUCAGGUUAUUACUGUAAUGAAUAUUGCAAAGAGGUGCAGAAACAAGACGGUGGUAGCUGUAGGUUGCGCCGAAGUUCUGGCUGCCCGAACACUCUGCGUACCCAGUAUGCCUACCAAUGUACCUGCUAUAACAACCGAGCAACUACUACCCCUGCACCUAGGGUCACAACAACUGUAGCUAACAGAGAUGAACGAACGUGCUACAGUAGGCGAAGUGGGUGUUAUUCGUGGUGUGGUGGAUAUUCUGCAUCGCCUGAUGGUACUGGCUACUACUGUAACCAAUACUGCAGACAAGUUGAACGUCGUGAUGGUGGUUAUUGUAAACGUGUGUUGAGUACAAGGAGUUGUCCCAACAGCGUACGUACACGUUACGCUUACCAAUGUACAUGCUCAUCUUCGUCUUCGUCUUCUUCGUCUUCGUCUUCUUCCACGUCCGAUGAAGAUGACGACGAUGAACGAACCUGUUACACUAGCGUCAGUGGUUGUAACGCAUGGUGUGGUGGCUAUAGCUCAAGCCCGGACGGUUCCGGUUACUACUGUAAUGAAUAUUGUAAAGUCGUCCAAAAGAAAGGAGGCGGUUAUUGCAAAUAUUACAGGAACAACACAGGAUGUCCGAACCGGAUCCGUUACUAUGGCAUUUACCGAUGUUACUGCUGGGGUUCAUAAAUGCAGCCAACAGCAAUGAAAUAAAUGAAUAAAUAAUUGCAUAAUUG
Molecule: messenger RNA, 3755 nt
Organism: Patella vulgata (common limpet)
Lineage: Eukaryota; Metazoa; Mollusca; Gastropoda; Patellidae
Product: mucin-5AC
Exons: 2
Coding region: 148-3708 (1186 amino acids)
Source: RefSeq, a predicted model, not a curated record